AUGACUACCUACGUCGAGUGGGAAUGGGCAUGGUUAGCCAAUGUUUCACAGUUUGGACUACCAAUCUUGCGAUUUCUCCAGAGCUAUCCUCCGAGGGGAAGUACGGAGCUGAUUGGCCAAAACUGGCUAUUCCUGCUGGCCAAUGGAUGUUUGAAAGAGAAGCAUCUUGCAGUGGGAUGUGACCGGUCGGUGCUCAGCCAUCAAGUCUCUAAUGAGGUCGUUGCUCUGGCCAACCUGGAGAAGUUCAUGAUGGUUGGAAAGAAAUCCGGCGACUUGUAUCUGCUGGAUCAAAAUGACUGUGCAUCGUAUCCGCCUCAUGGACCUUGA
Penicillium mononematosum is the source of this 327-nucleotide messenger RNA. RefSeq lists its product as uncharacterized. The coding region runs from base 1 to 327 and encodes 108 amino acids. Lineage: Eukaryota; Fungi; Ascomycota; Eurotiomycetes; Eurotiales; Aspergillaceae. The transcript is spliced from 3 exons. The record is from RefSeq and is a predicted model, not a curated record.